AUGAGACUUCAAGAUCAGCCCGAUAAACUACCUAUCGAGAAUUCCGAUAAAAUAGUUCGACGCGGAAAGGGGAAGAUAGAAAAACGACAUGGAAAAUUGCUACCAAAUACCCCAAAGUAUCAAUUUUUGCAAAAGUUACUAGAACCCGUGCAUGGUGUGGGUUAUUUCCCGUUUCGUGAGAACGACGAGGUUGUAAAACCGGAAGAUGCUCGCCCCAACUCUGUUAUGAUUUUCGACCAUGUGGCCUGUGGAAAGCAACAUAAUAUCAGAGCAUACUUCAGCAUGGGCAGGCAUCGCGAUAUCGAUAGCUUUUAUCUAAGUCAAACGUAUGCGCGCAUUCCAAAACACCUAGUGCGCGACAAUGCAAACUUAUUGGUGCUAUUUCGACAGGAUGAUAUGAAUCUGAAACACAUCUACAACGAUCAUGUGAACACAGACAUGACGUAUCAGCAAUUUAAAGACUUGUGCUCGGCAUGCUGGAAUGAUGACAAAUACAGUUUUACCUUUCAUUGCAACAAUCAGUCCGGCAACAUGGAGAGUGCCAAGAUUGGUAAACAUAGCGAUACAUUGAGUGAAAUAUCGAAAGCAUGCGAUGUCAUACAUCGGAAGCACAAGAUGCUCAAGUUGAACAAGGACACGACCGAACAAGUUGUGGGAGAGGAUGAGGAUAUGGAUGAUGGGAAUUUCAUGGAUGCAAAUGAUAAAACACUGAAGUUUGGUGAAAUUUCUACUACAAGUACGCCGGUGAUGAAAACAACGGAUUCCAUGGCGCGAUAUUUGAAAAUGUUCAGCACAAGCAAAAACAGGGAUUUGGAUACCACAUACGGUGUUCGAAAGUUGACAAACGGUAUGAUGAUUGGUGAUACGCCGAUCAAUUUCAUUGAUAAUCUGGUCAAUCAGCAGCAACAACAAGCAGCAGCAAAAAUAAGAAGCAGCAACAGCAAGAACAAGCAGCAGCAACGAAAAGAAGCAGCAGAAACAAGCAGCAGCGACAACAAGCAGCAACAACAAGCAGCAGCAACAACAAGCAGCGGAAACAACAAGCAGCGGCAACAACAAGCAGCGGCAACAACAAACAGCGGCAACAACAAGCAGCGGCAACAACAAGCAGCGCCAAUAGCAAGCAGCAGCAACAACAAGCGGCCGCAACAACAAGCAGCGGCGACAGAAAGCAGCAGCAAGAAUAAGAAGCAGCAACAGCGACAUCAAGCAGCAGCAACAAAAAGCAGCAAAAAAAGGAAGCAUCAGCAGCAGCGACAACAAGCAGCUGCGUCAACAAGCAGCGGCAACAACCAGCAGCCGCAACAACAAGCAGCGGCGACAACAAGUAAUGACAACAACAAGCGGCGGCAACAACAAGCAGCAGCGACAACAAACAGCGGGCACAACAAGCAGCGGCAACAACAAGCAGCAGCAACAACGAGCAGCGCAGCGAUGUCAAGCAGCAGCAUGAACAGCAAGCAGCUGCAGCAGCAACGAGAAGCAAAAGCAACGACAAGCAGCAGCAACAUCAAGCACCAGCAACAACAAGCAGCAGCAACAACACGCAUCACCAACAACAAGCAGCAGCAGCAACAACAAGCAGCAGCAGAGGCAGAAAGCAGCUGCAGCAGCAACAAAAAGCAAAAGCAACAACAAGCAGCAGCAACACCAAGCAGCAGCGACAACAAGCAGCAAAGCGACAACAAGCAGCAGCCACAACAGGCAGAAGCAACAACAAGCAGCAGUUACAACAAGCAACAGCAACAACAAGCAGCAGCAACGACAAACAGCGGCAAUAACAAGCAGCAAAAACAACAAGCAGCAGCAAAAAAGAGCAAAAGCUACAACAAGCCGCAGCAACAACAACAAAAGCAACAACAAGCAGCUGCAACAACAAACAAAAGCGACAACAAGCAUGAGCAACAACAAGCAGUAGCAAUAACAAGUAAAAGCGACAACAAGCAGCAGCCACAACAAGCAAAAGCAACAAGAAGGAGCAGCAACGACGAGCAGCAGCAGCAACAAACAGCGACAACAACAAGCAGCGAAGCAACAACAAGCAGCAGUCACAACGAGCAGAAGCAACAACAAGCAGCAGUUACAACAUGCAACAGCAACAACAAGCAGCAGCAACAACAAACAGCGACAAUAACAAGCAGCGAAAACAACAAGCAGCAGCAAAAAAGAGCAAAAGGAACAACAAGCCGCAGCAACAACAAGCAAGAGCAACAACAAGCAGCAGCAACAACAAGCUGCAGCAAAAACAAGCAGCAGCAACGACGAGCAGCAGCAGCAACAAACAGCGACAACAACAAGCAGCGAAGCGACAACAAGCAGCAGCCACAACAAGCAGAAGCAACAACAAGCAGCAGUUACAACAAGCAACAGCAACAACAAGCAGCAGCAACGACAAACAGCGGCAAUAACAAGCAGCAAAAACAACAAGCAGCAGCAAAAAAGAGCAAAAGCUACAACAAGCCGCAGCAACAACAACAACACGAAGGAGCAGCUACAACUAGCAGCUGCAGCAGCAACAAAAAGCGAAAGCAACAACAAGCAGUGGCAACAACAUGCAGCGGCAACAACAAGCAGCUGCAGCAGCAACAAAAAGCGAAGGCAACGACAAGCAGCAGCAGCAACAACAAGCGACAGCAAAAUGAAGCAAAAGCAACAACAAGCAGCAGCAACAACAGCCAAAAGCAGCAACAAGCAAAGGCAUCAACAAGCAGCAGCAACAACAAGCCGCUAAAGCAGCAACAGAAAGCCAAAGCAACAACAAGCAGCACAGCGACAACAAGCAGCAGCUGUAACAACAAGCAACGUCAACAACAAGCAGUAGCAGCAAAAAGCAGCGGCAACAACAAGCAGCUGCAGCAGCGACAAAAAGCAGAAGCAUCAACAAGCAGCAGCAACAACAAGCAGCAGCAGAGGCAGCAAGCAGCUGCAGCAGCAACAAAAAGCAAAAGCAACAACAAGCAGCCGAAACAACAAGCGAAAGCAAUGACGAGCAGCAGCAACAACAAGCAGCAACAACAACAGGCAAAAGCAACGAAAAGCAAAAGCGACAACAAGCAGCAGCAACAACAAGCAGCGGCAACAAAAGGUAGCAGCAUUAAGAAGCAGCAGCAACAACAAGCAGCAGCAACAACAAGCUGCGAAAACAACAAGCAGCGGCAACAACAAGCAGCGGCAACAACAAGCAGCGGCAACAAAAGCGGCAACAACAAGCAGCUGCAGCAGCGACAAAAAGCAGAAGCAUCAACAAGCAGCAGCAACAACAAGCAGCAGCAGAGGCAGCAAGCAGCUGCAGCAGCAACAAAAAGCGAAAUCAACAACAAGCAGCAGCAACAUCAAGCAGCAGCGCCGACGAGCAGCAGCAACAACAAGCAGCAUAGCAACAACAAGCAGCAGCGGCGAAAAGCAUCCGCGACAACAAGCAGCUGCAGCAGCAACAACAAGCAGCAGCAAAAACAAGCAGCAGCAACACCGAGCAGCAGCGACAACAAGCAGCAGCAACAACAAGCUGCAGCAAAAACAAGCAGCAGCAACGACGAGCAGCAGCAGCAACAAACAGCGACAACAACAAGCAGCGGCAACAACAAGCAUCAAAGCAACAACAAGCAGCAGUUACAACAUGCAACAGCAACAACAAGCAGCAGUUACAACAUGCAACAGCAACAACAAGCAGCAGCAACAACAAACAGCGACAAUAACAAGCAGCGAAAACAACAAGCAGCACAAAAGCAACAACAAGCAGCUGCAACAACAAGCAAAAGCGACAACAAGCAUGAGCAACAACAAGCAGUAGCAAUAACAAGUGAAAGCGACAACAAGCAGCAGCCACAACAAGCAAAAGCAACAAAAAGCAGCAGCAACACUAAGCAUCAGCAACAACAAGUGGCAGCAGCAAAAAGCAUCGGCGACAACAAGCAGCUGCAGCAGCAACAACGAGCAGUAGCAACAACAAGCAGCGGCAGCAAAAAGCAGCGGCAACUACGAGCAGCUGCAGCAGCGACAAAAAGCGAAGGCAACGACAAGCAGCAGCAGCAACAACAAGCGACAGCAAAAUGA
Molecule: messenger RNA, 4053 nt
Organism: Neodiprion virginianus
Lineage: Eukaryota; Metazoa; Arthropoda; Insecta; Hymenoptera; Diprionidae
Exons: 16
Coding region: 1-4053 (1350 amino acids)
Source: RefSeq, a predicted model, not a curated record